AUGAUCCUUCAUGAGGCAUGGAUACCCAAAUGGAACAUUACCUACAUGCGCUGGACAAUCGCUGCCAGUGUACCGGUGGCUUGGUAUUUGCUUGGACGCCGUCGCCGUGCCGACACGGGCCAGGACCGCACCGACUUCGACGGGUUCCUCAAGGUGGUGGAGGACGUCGGUUCAACUGGCAGCCAACCCGAGCCUGCGAAAAGAAGCGGCACCAUCGACUCGUUCUACAAGGACGCUGGCGCGCAGGAAGAUGUGAGGAACCCCUUGGAUUUUAACAGCUUCCUUCUUAGCAACAAGCCCCGGCCGGAAGCCCAAGCAGUCCCCAAGGACGCUCGGCGUGCCGGUGCAACGGAACAGUGUUCUGGGCCUAAACCGGAUAUGAAGCCAGUGACUGUCCUCUACGGUACGGAGUACGGUUUCUCCAAGGAGAUUGCGGAAAAACUCUGUCGUCAACUGCAAGCGGCUGGUAAUAUCUGGCCGCUGCUAGAGAAUAUGGCCGACCAUCCGAAUGGCUACGAUUUCGCAAAGACUCAGGUCGCCUUGGUGGCCUGCUCCACGCAGGGUGACGGAGUACCUCCCACGGAGGCACGCGACUUCUGUGAAUGGCUCUUUACAGGCAAAGCGGGAAGCCUUGCCCACAUCAAGUUCGCCGUGUGCGCGCUCGGUGACAAGCCCUUUGCGCGCCCAAUCUGCACGUUGCUAGGGGUGCUCUUACCGGGACACUCAGACAUUCGUGACACGGCUUACAGGUCUUAUACACACUUCUGCCGGUGCGGCAAGCUGCUGGACGCCGCCUUUGAGACGGCAGGUGCACAACGACUGAUCGACCGAGUGGACGUGAACAAGGAGGAUUGGUCCGUGGUGGACAGCUGGCUGGCGGCCGUGGUCACUGCUGUGAAAGGCCUAGCCUUGCAAAGCUUUUCUGAUCUGAGCAUAGCUAUCUCGGCACCGGCUGGUGGCGACAAGGGCUCCGCGCCUAAGAAGUGGGGGAAAAGCCGGCCCUAUUUCGGAACGGUGCUUGCGCUGGAGGGGCUAUGCGUCUUGACUGACAACGACGAUAAGAACACAGUGCGCAUGGAGGUGGACCUGGGCGACUCGGACCUUACAUACCUGCCUGGCGACGCGCUGGGCCUUUAUCCCACCAACGAUGCUAAGGCUGUACAGGAGCUCAUACGCGUCAUGGCAGCAUCGCCGGCCGAGGUGGUCCCGGCUCCGAGCUGGCAUUACGAAGAUAACGACGGGCGGCGGGACGCCAUGCCGCUUGCGGAGGCCCUGGCCAAGUGCUACGAUAUCCGGUGUCCGAAGCCGGAGCUUCUCAAGCUGCUGGUUGCUGCCCUCGACUCGGUUACUCAAGGGAACGGUCAUGGGACCAAUGCGGCGGAUGGCCACAUCCCCAUUGAUGAGCUCGCUGUUGGGCGCCAUGAGCAGCUGCGACGCGCGCUUGCCGGCAGCACGGCUAUGGAUCAGUACCUUUCACCGCGGCACGUGGUAGACGUGCUGGAGGACGCUGCACCUGCAGUACUGAGCACUUCGCAGGUCCUGUCCUGCUUGCGCCAGCUGCAGCCUCGGCUCUACUCGAUCUCGUCGUCGCCGUUGGAGGACCCUCGUCGUGUGCAAGUGACGGUGGCGGAGGUCAAGUACAAGAGCCUGGACAAGGCGCGCAUCGGCGUAUGCUCCACCAUGAUUUCCGAACGUCUGGAGGUCGGCUCCUGUGUGCCUGUAUACGUGCACAAGAACCCCGACUUUAGGCUGCCGCAAAGUGCGGCCACGCCCAUCAUCAUGGUGGGUCCGGGCACGGGCCUUGCGCCGUUUAGGUCCUUCAUCAUGCAGCGACUGCUGGAGCAGCAGGACAACGAGCCGCUGGGCCCCAUGGUGCUGUACUUUGGCUGCCGACGCCGCGACCAAGACUAUCUGUACGGCAAAAUCCUAGAGAGCUGGUCUUCGGAGGGCAAGAUUACGUUGUUUACCGCCUUCUCCCGCGAACAGCAUGGGCUUGCGCUGGACAGGGGUCUUACGGUAUGCGCGCAGGAUGUGAACGUGCUGCGUGUUGGCGCGAAGCCAAGGCUGGCGGUUUUAGAUCGUACGUGUUGUGCGGCAGGUCAGGUGUUGUGCAGUAGGUGUUGUGCGGCCCGACUUUGGUUUGAGGCGCCCGUGUGGACUUUUUGCCUGAAUUGCAUGGGACCGAACGCUUUGAGCACCUGGAGUGACGUGGACCUGAGAG
Molecule: messenger RNA, 2221 nt
Organism: Volvox carteri f. nagariensis
Lineage: Eukaryota; Viridiplantae; Chlorophyta; Chlorophyceae; Chlamydomonadales; Volvocaceae
Exons: 10
Cellular component (GO): cytosol
Molecular function (GO): FMN binding; flavin adenine dinucleotide binding; oxidoreductase activity
Source: RefSeq, a predicted model, not a curated record